Messenger RNA from Menidia menidia (Atlantic silverside), 609 nucleotides. Lineage: Eukaryota; Metazoa; Chordata; Actinopteri; Atheriniformes; Atherinopsidae. The record is from the annotation of a GenBank genome assembly.
UUGGAUACACUGAGGAGAAUGGCUGCGAUGUUUACGUGUUGCUUCAGCUGCUGCGGGGAAGGUGGAACGGGGCAUAUUCCCCUCAAAGAGAUGCCCACCGUCCAGUUGGACACCCAUCACAUGGGCACUGAUGUUGUCAUCGUGAAGAGCGGCCGGAGGAUAUGUGGCACCGGAGGCUGUCUGGCCAAUGCUCCUUUGCACCAGAACAAAAGUUAUUUUGAGUUUAAGAUCCAGUCCUCUGGUGUGUGGGGAGUCGGUGUGGCCACCCAGAAAGUCAACCUUAACCAAGUGCCUUUAGGCAGAGACACAAACAGCUUAGUCCUGAGGCAUGACGGCUCUGUGUACCAUAACAACGAGGAGAAGAAUCGGCUACCAGCGAAUAGCCUUCCCCAGGAGGGUGACAUCGUGGGCAUCACGUACGACCACGUGGAGCUGAAUUUAUAUCUGAAUGGGAAGAACAUGCAUUGUCCUGCCUCAGGUAUCAGGGGCACCGUGUACCCUGUUGUUUAUGUGGAUGACAGCGCCAUAUUAGACUGCCAGUUUAGCGACUUCUAUCACACAGCUCCACAAGGAUUUGAGAAGAUCCUCUUCGAACAACAAAUCUUCUAA